UAGACCAAGUCUAAAACCCCUAAUUCGCAUAUACUUCAUCACACUCUCACACACACAAAUAAAUCUAGGGUUUUCAUUUUUCAGCUUUUACUCGCAUCGAACCCCUAAAACCCUAAACAGAGAGCUUCCAAUCAGAGCACCUUAGUUUCCACCUCACAGAGGUCUAAUGGCUGCCAGUAAUGCUGCUCCGUCGGGUUUGGAGAAAGAACAAAUCUUUGGAAUGGCGGAGAAGGAGAUGGAGUACAGGGUCGAGUUGUUCAACAAGCUUACGCACACAUGUUUUAAUAAGUGCGUCGAGAAAAGGUACAAGGAGUCUGAACUAAAUAUGGGAGAAAAUAGUUGCAUUGAUCGUUGUGUUUCAAAAUAUUGGCAUGUGACUAAUCUUGUUGGCCAGCUGCUUGGUUCGGGUAGGCCUCCAAUGUGAAACUAAGAAGGUGGAGACUGGAAUUAUUACUUUCUUUUGUCAUUUUGUUUGUACUUUAUGAGGUGAUACCAUUUUGUCGUUUGAAAGGGGAAAAAAAUAGUGGCAUUUUGAAGUUAUGCUACCCCUAGUUUCUAGUCUGAAAAAGUGUUUGCUGUUCAUUGAUGAGAAAUUAUUCUUCACCAGUUUAAAUUUGGUUCCUCGACAUUAUUAAUUUGUAUGAGUGCCAAAUUUACAAAUAAAUGGAUAUGGGUUGACAUGAAUA
Messenger RNA from Alnus glutinosa, 686 nucleotides. Its product is annotated as mitochondrial import inner membrane translocase subunit TIM10. The coding region runs from base 167 to 424 and encodes 85 amino acids. Gene Ontology annotation, biological process: protein insertion into mitochondrial inner membrane. Gene Ontology annotation, cellular component: mitochondrial inner membrane. The transcript has 6 exons. NCBI's taxonomy places the organism in Eukaryota, Viridiplantae, Streptophyta, Magnoliopsida, Fagales, Betulaceae. The record is from RefSeq and is a predicted model, not a curated record.